AUGUCUGGAAAAGGUGGUAAAGCUGGUUCUGCUGCUAAGGCUUCUCAAUCUAGAUCUGCCAAGGCUGGGUUGACUUUCCCAGUUGGUAGGGUUCACAGAUUGUUGAGAAAGGGUAACUAUGCUCAGAGAAUUGGUUCAGGUGCUCCAGUUUAUCUAACUGCUGUGUUGGAAUAUUUGGCUGCCGAAAUAUUGGAAUUGGCCGGUAAUGCUGCUAGAGACAAUAAGAAGACCAGAAUUAUUCCAAGACAUUUGCAAUUAGCUAUCAGGAAUGAUGAUGAAUUGAAUAAGUUAUUGGGUAACGUUACUAUUGCGCAAGGUGGUGUUUUGCCAAACAUUCAUGCCAAUUUGUUACCAAAGAAGUCUGCCAAGGCUGCCAAGGCUUCUCAGGAAUUGUAA
Molecule: messenger RNA, 396 nt
Organism: Eremothecium cymbalariae DBVPG#7215
Lineage: Eukaryota; Fungi; Ascomycota; Saccharomycetes; Saccharomycetales; Saccharomycetaceae
Gene: HTA2
Product: histone H2A
Exons: 1
Coding region: 1-396 (131 amino acids)
Cellular component (GO): nucleosome
Molecular function (GO): structural constituent of chromatin; DNA binding; protein heterodimerization activity
Source: RefSeq, a predicted model, not a curated record